This is a messenger RNA of Uloborus diversus, 1361 nucleotides long. RefSeq names its product zwei Ig domain protein zig-2-like. Gene Ontology annotation, molecular function: cell-cell adhesion mediator activity. Gene Ontology annotation, cellular component: axon; plasma membrane. The transcript is spliced from 8 exons. The record is from RefSeq and is a predicted model, not a curated record. Gene Ontology annotation, biological process: axon guidance; dendrite self-avoidance; homophilic cell-cell adhesion. Lineage: Eukaryota; Metazoa; Arthropoda; Arachnida; Araneae; Uloboridae. The coding region runs from base 65 to 910 and encodes 281 amino acids.
AGCUUUCCAAUUUCUUCAGAAGGAUUCAAGGAUAAUUUCAGGAAGUUUAUUGACAUCAAUAGACAUGAAGAAAAUGCUGUCAGUGAUACAAAUUGCUUUCAUUCUUGUGCCAGCUUGCUUUGGCAGAGUUCUAGACUCUCAAACCUUUCAAGCAGUUAGAAGUGCAAAAAUGACAGUCAAGCCUUCAGAAAAUUUGAGGAGGGCGUUUCUCCAUCCAACGCUAAGCAUUAGAUCUAGACCUAGUAGAGUUAUCAAUGUUAUGGCUGGAGAAGGGAAAUAUUUGGAGUGUGAAGCAGGUGGAAGCCCGGCACCUACUAUCCACUGGUUAAAAGACGGAAAGAAAAUGCCACAGAAUAUGUAUGACAACAUUGGUUCAGAAGAGGAUAAUGAUCUUAUGUCAUCGAAACCACGUUUAGGGUUGGGAUUUACCCGAUCGCGUCUAUUCAUUGACUGUGCAACUGCGAAAGACACUGGCAUCUACACUUGUGUUGCUGAAAACGCAUAUCUCAGAGACAGUAAAAGCGGAGAAGUUCUCGUGACCCAAGAACUUGAAUCAGGGAAUGAUGCACUGUGCAUGGCAAAAAAGACCUAUGGUUCUCCAGCAAGAAUUCACAUGUGGACACACACUCGACUUGAAAUCAUGGGCAGCGACGUGACGCUUUUCUGCAGAAGCAAUGGUGCUCCUCAACCUCAAGUGACCUGGAAAGGACCGAACGAAAAUGUACUGGAGGAUUCACAGAAAUAUCAGAUGCUUGACAAUGGAGACUUAUUGAUUCACAAUAUUCAGUGGUCUGAUAUGGGCGGCUACAUGUGCCAUGUUGAAAAUGCUGAAGGCUCAGAUGAAACUCUCAUAUUCUUGUAUCCGACAUUGGUAAAGUAUUUCAAAAACCCGAAAGUGGAAAAAAUGUGAAAGGAUAAAGGGGGAAAAAAAAGCGCGAUUUUUUUUUCCUGGCUGUCAUCAAACGUACAUCAUAUCGUUUUUUUCUCUUCCAAUAUUUCAUUACUAUGUUUUAUUACAUGAAACAUGCACAAGUCAGAACAUCUUCAAAUACGAAGCUUUUGGAUAUUGUUCUGGAUUACUACGAUUUCAGAAGUUUUGUACUUGCUAGUCGGGCUUGAAACAGGGAAUUCAUUAAUGUAUCAUCUGUGUAAGAUAAAGUAGUACUUCUUGAAUACUAUUGGUGUUUGAUAUUACUCUUCGUGUGAAUCUUGAACUAUGUGAAAUGUUUCUUAUAAUUUUUAAGCACUCUGGUGCCAUUCUUUUAUUGUAAACUUUGUAUACACUUAAUGAAUGUAUUUUUGUUAAAGAAAUAUUUUGCUUGGAUUAAAAUGUAUUAAGCAUUAAACUGCUUUCAAACUUA